Molecule: messenger RNA, 1459 nt
Organism: Toxotes jaculatrix (banded archerfish)
Lineage: Eukaryota; Metazoa; Chordata; Actinopteri; Toxotidae
Product: lectin-like
Exons: 3
Coding region: 379-729 (116 amino acids)
Source: RefSeq, a predicted model, not a curated record
GUCUUGACUCCAGCUCCAUUCCUGUAACACAUGACAUCCCAAUUAAAGAGGGGUUUAGCGCAGAAUUUGACAGUUGGAUGCAAGAAACCUGAGCUCUUUUUACUUUUCACCAUGAAACCAGCUGCAGACAGGACGAGGCUCCUCAUGCAACAUUCUGUGUCUAUACUGUCUGUGUGUGUGUGUGCGUGCGUGCAUGCGUGUGUAUGCGUGUGCGUGUGUCUGCGUGUGUGUGUGUGUAUAUGUAUAUGUAUAUAAAGAACGAGGUGCCCCUCCCCUGCUGUCUCCUGAGACAAGUAUAUAAGAAGGGAGUGAAUUAUUUCACUUCACUUCUUUGCCUCUCCUUGCAGUCUGACCGGGUUGGGACAUUCAAGCUUAAUCAUGAGCAGGAACUUCAUAUCCAAAAAUGAUGAGCUCCGCAAGGGAGACUACCUGCUUUCCAACAAUAGGGAGUGGAAGGCUAUCUUCCAGAAUGAUGGUAACUUUGUCAUCUAUGGCUGGAAGCCUGUGUGGGCAUCAGACACUGAUGGAUCAGAUGCUUUCCGUCUGUGCAUGCAGGCUGACUGCAACCUGGUCAUGUACAACCAGGAUGGCCAGGCCCGGUGGCACACAAACUCGGCCAAGCCCACCCCCAACAUGUGUCGUCUUGAACUGACCGAUGAUGGCAAACUGUUGCUGUACAGGGAGAGUACACCAAUUUGGAAAUCUGAUAACUCCAGAGGCAUGAAAUAAUGACUUGGCAUGCAAAGCUUUUGAAUCUGAAUGCUCUGCAAAGUGAAAGUCACCUCUGAAUGUUAUCUUGACACACAAAUAAACUUGCCUAUCAUCCACUCUGGCCUAAAUUUCACAAUGCCUAAAUGUGUCUUCCUUCUCCUUGCAGUGAGUGGACUUCUUUUCUAAUGACGCAACUUCUGUACUGCAGGAUAGUACAGAGUAAUUCCAAGUUUGACUUUGACAAAAUGAAAAAUUCCAUAUUCCAUAAAUAUUUUACAUAAGAGUGUUUCUACAUGAUGCUUGAUGAUUACAGCUGGAACCCAAAAACGUCUGUAUCAGAAUCCUCUUUUUUUUUUGUAAACUAACUGGGGUGUACAGGAUGUAACCCCAGGUCUGUGAAUCUUCAAAACCAGAAAUGAACGGCUGCACCACACGUGACGCCAAGGAGGAACAGUGAGUUUUUGAAUUUGAAUUGCAACUGCAACAACUGACCACAAGAUGUCCCACUAAUCCUGCUGUAGUCUCUGCGUCCACAUGCCUCAACUCAUCCAGUUUAUUUGAAGCAGUUGCAUAUAAAAAAAUAAUAAGCUGACAAACGUCAUCUCUCAACUCGCCUGCCAUCAAGUAAAAUUUAAAGAGAUUUACCCCAGAUUCAGUGUUAAUUUUCAACCUGUUUUCUAAUGCCUUUACUUUAUAUUUAAUGUCAGCAAUCUUGAGGGAUGAUUGCAACCCUGUCAUGCAAGGUGAA